This is a messenger RNA of Syzygium oleosum, 828 nucleotides long. RefSeq lists its product as uncharacterized. The transcript is spliced from 3 exons. The record is from RefSeq and is a predicted model, not a curated record. Lineage: Eukaryota; Viridiplantae; Streptophyta; Magnoliopsida; Myrtales; Myrtaceae. The coding region runs from base 1 to 795 and encodes 264 amino acids.
AUGGCGUCGUCUGAAGAGCGAGGAAAGGAAAAGGAAGAAAAAGAAAAAGAGCUGGAUCCAUUGACUGACCCCGGGGACCGUUUUGGAGGGACGCCAAAGAGAAAGGGCCGGCGGGAGUCUAAAAGGAGGAGGCUCGGCGAGAGAUACUGGGGGGCUGGUUUGAAGGAGAGCGAGAGGAGAGACGGGAGGAAGAAAGGGAAGAGAACAGAGAGCAAAAAAGAAGAGAGAACGGGAGGAGAGAUCGGCGAGAGUGAGAAGCGGAGUCGAGAACGAACGACGCAUCCUACGGCGACCAUCGCGGCCGAACCUUGGACGACGACCUCUCCCGGCCAACGUCCCCGACAUGCCACCCCCCCGGUGUCCGUGUUUCCGGUGAGCCCUUUUCUUGGUCCUGAACCCCCAUACCCGAGGAUCUCGGCUCGGAGGCGUCGAGGCAGUCAGCCAUGGCACGAUUUGUGUCGAGCGCACCCUUUAACCAUCGUCUCCAAGCCAGGUGUGCUAAGUUUGGGUGAGCUGACGUGGUUAUUUGGCUGGUCUGGUGAUGGUUUCCGUUGGGUCUAUAUCUCGAUUCGAGUUUUAAAAAUGUUCGAUGUCUUGUGCUCGGCUCUUGCUCACCACGUGUUUGACAAUAUGCCCAACUCAGCCCGUGUACUGGCUUUGCUGAUUUCCAUUUGUUCUUACGUGCGUAUAAGUAAGUUCGACGUCAUUAUAAACUCUUUUUUGCUUGUUGAGCAUUACUUUCAUCGUCGAACCAAGUCUGAGCAUGAGAUUUUCUUUGAGCAUUCUUGUGCAUGAGGAAAUGAUAAAUGUCCAUGCUUGAAACGUCAA